This is a messenger RNA of Zerene cesonia (dogface butterfly), 543 nucleotides long. RefSeq lists its product as uncharacterized. Lineage: Eukaryota; Metazoa; Arthropoda; Insecta; Lepidoptera; Pieridae. Bases 1 to 543 code for a protein of 180 amino acids. The transcript has 3 exons. The record is from RefSeq and is a predicted model, not a curated record.
AUGGGCUGCUCCCGGCAGCUCGCCCCGACGCUCCUGCUGCACGUGAACCUCCUCCUCAUGGUGUACGUGGGCGCGGCGCUGGUGGUGGCGGCGCGCGCGCGCUGGGACCCGAGCCUGUACAUCCCGGCGCGCGAGCUGUUCCCGCGCGAGUUCCGCGUGGCGGCCGCGCUGCUGCCCGCCGCCGCGCUGGCGCUGCUCGCGCUCGCGCACCUCGCCCUGCUGGCGCUGCGCACGAGGCGCCUACACCUCAGGAGACUGCUGCUCUACGUGUACGCGGCGGGCGUGAGUAGCGCGCUGGUGGCGCAGACGGCUGCGGGCGCGUGGGUGUGGGCGCGCGUGCACGCGUGGGCGCGCUCGGAUGCCGCGCACGAGCUGCAGCGCGCCGCCGCGCUCGCCGACCUGCUGCGCCCGCUGCUCGACCACCUCGCCCACUGGCACCCGCUGCCCGACAAGCUCAACGACCUCAUUCAGGUCUGUUGCGCUAUUCAGAACGUGCUGCCUGUCAUCACACACGUCAACACCGGCAUGAAUCGUGACACAUGA